Molecule: messenger RNA, 1311 nt
Organism: Lipotes vexillifer (Yangtze River dolphin)
Lineage: Eukaryota; Metazoa; Chordata; Mammalia; Artiodactyla; Lipotidae
Gene: SOX3
Product: SRY-box transcription factor 3
Biological process (GO): negative regulation of transcription by RNA polymerase II; neuron differentiation; brain development
Cellular component (GO): nucleus
Molecular function (GO): DNA-binding transcription activator activity, RNA polymerase II-specific; RNA polymerase II cis-regulatory region sequence-specific DNA binding
Source: RefSeq, a predicted model, not a curated record
AUGCGACCGGCCCGAGAUAACGCAUCAGGUGCGAGUAGCCUGCAGGUUCCCGCUGAUUUGGCGCUGAGCACUUCGGCAAGACUGCCCUUCCUGCCCGACCCACUGGCCCACCGGCCCCCAAGCGCCCCUCCGACGGAGUCCCCAGGCCUUUUCACCGUGGCCGCUCCAGCCCCGGGAGCGCCUUCUCCUCCCGCCACCCUGGCGCACCUUCUUCCCGCCCAGGCCAUGUACAGCCUGCUGGAGACUGAACUCAAGAACCCCGCGGGGCCACCCACCCCAGCUGCAGGCGCGGGCGGCCCCGCAGCCCCGGGCGGCGCAGGCAAGAGUACCGCGAACGCAGGCGGCGGCGCGAAUGCAGGCGGCGGCGGCGGCAGCGGCAGUGGCGCGAGCGGCGGCGGCGGCGGCGGCGGGGGCAGUGACCAGGACCGGGUGAAGCGGCCCAUGAACGCCUUCAUGGUGUGGUCCCGCGGGCAGCGGCGCAAGAUGGCUCUGGAGAACCCCAAGAUGCACAACUCUGAGAUCAGCAAGCGCUUGGGCGCCGACUGGAAACUGCUGACCGAUGCCGAGAAGCGGCCGUUCAUCGACGAGGCCAAGCGGCUGCGCGCCGUGCACAUGAAAGAAUACCCGGACUACAAGUACCGGCCGCGCCGCAAGACCAAGACGCUGCUCAAGAAGGACAAGUACUCCCUGCCCGGCGGCCUGCUGCCCCCCGGAGCCGCGGCCGCCGCCGCCGCGGCCGCCGCCGCCACCAACAUUACACGGAGUCAUUCGACGGGCCGCAGCCCCACGUGGGCGGGGCAGGCCACCAGGCCCGGUGCGGGCUGCGCUGGUCUCCGGGCGGCCCCAGUUCCGCCCGCGCUGCCGCAGAUGCACCGCUACGACAUGGCCGGCCUGCAGUACAGCCCCAUGAUGCCGCCCGGCGCCCAGAGCUACAUGAACGCCGCCGCCGCCGCGGCUGCCGCCUCGGGCUACGGGGGCAUGGCGCCCUCCGCCGCCGCCGCCGCCGCCGCCGCCUACGGGCAGCAGCCAGCCACCGCCGCGGCGGCCGCCGCCGCCGCCGCCAUGAGCCUGGGCCCCAUGGGCACGGUGGUGAAGACCGAGCCCAGCUCGCCGCCGCCCGCCAUCGCGUCUCACUCGCAGCGCGCGUGCCUCGGCGACCUGCGCGACAUGAUCAGCAUGUACCUGCCGCCCGGUGGGGACGCGGCUGACGCCGCCUCGCCGCUGCCGGGCGGCCGCCUGCACAGCGUGCACCAGCACUACCAGGGCGCCGGGACUGCCGUCAACGGAACGGUGCCGCUGACCCACAUCUGA